This is a messenger RNA of Orbilia oligospora ATCC 24927, 1350 nucleotides long. RefSeq lists its product as uncharacterized. The record is from RefSeq and is a predicted model, not a curated record. The coding region runs from base 1 to 1350 and encodes 449 amino acids. The transcript has 3 exons. Lineage: Eukaryota; Fungi; Ascomycota; Orbiliomycetes; Orbiliales; Orbiliaceae.
AUGGGCAUGUUAGAUAUCGGCUGGACGCCUUCCACAUCUACAAAAUCACAAAUGGUAGAUGUGAUCCAAGAAGGGAAUACUCAAGAGAAUGGAAUAAUGCAAGCGAACGAACAGGUACCGAUGGAACAGACACGGGAAAGACGAGCGACGCAGUUGGAUCAUUAUGCUCUUUUUAAACUUGAUGCUCCGGAGAAGAAAAUUGAACAGGAGAAGGAAAGUGGUAUGGAGGAGGUUAGUAUUGAUGAGGCUGAUUAUCUGGAGAAUGAAGAUGAUGAUGAUGAUACUCCGGAGAGUAAAGAUGUUGCGGAGGAGAGGUUUUUGUUGAGGUUUACGAAUGGACAUAGGUUUGCUUGGAUGCCGUGGACGGGGAUUUGGGUUACUUUGAUGACGGGGACUGAGAAGGCGAUGAUUGAGAUGGAUAAUUUGGAGGAGCCGGUAUUUAUUCAAGAUAAAAAUAAGAAUAUCCGUAUCGAGGGUGCGGAAAGUUGGGAUAACUUCGUCUGCAGAGACCCUCUCUCAGACGAAUCAGGAGCCGAAACCCAAUCCGAAUCGCAAGGAGGACCCCCACCUCCAGUCUGGUGGCAAUUAACCAGUCUCCAACGUACCGUAUGGAAAAGCAUGAAAGUAGCUCGCCUCAGCAGCCCUCCCAUAGCAUGUAUCCCCAUCUUAAUCUCCCUCCAACCCACAAACGCACUACCACCACAAACCAACGGUCUCACCGCAGCAGCAACAGAUAUCAUCCAGCACGAAGUAGUAAAUAUAGAAGAAGACGAAGAAGCAGCAUCCGAUUACACCUUCGGACAGCAAUUCGAUGGAUUAUCCGCCGGUGAUUAUAUCAGCGAAGCACCGUUCCAGUUCGUUAUCGAAGAGUCAGAACCAUUGGCUUCCGAGGGAUUACUCGGUGCACAAUCUAAUUUCUACUCUCACGGUGGUACUGCUGCGGCGUUACUUGACAUCGAGGAUGAUAGCGGAUCCGAUGAUCGUGAUUUAGAUUAUUAUUCUUAUGCUCCAUACCAACCGAGUGAUGCUUCCAAAAGACACUCAGAGCAAGUCGAUAACAGCCAGUCCGGGGAAACAAUGCCACUACUGGAGUUUCCGGAAUCACCAGCCCAAGGGGUGUUAAACCGGGCGAAUAGUAUGGCUGCUUUGGAUCUAGGACAACAAGGGUUAUCGCAGACUCUUCCAAUGUUGGCGGGCCGGUAUUACAGUACCGGAGACCUUGGAAACAAGCCGAACGGUGGACUGCUGCAAGCUUUGGCAAGUAAGAGUGAGGAGAUGUUGGAAGCCGCCCCGAUCGGGGCUCCCAUGAAGUUGAUGCCUACGAAGAGCGAUGAUAUUCCGAGAGACUAA